AUGGUGGUUGUUAGCUUUUAUCAAAAGGUUGAAAAUAUGAAGUCUGGGGACCACAGUCUUUGUGAUACCCUGGUCUUUGUGAUGGUCUCUGGAGGACUUAACCAAGUAGUAGUGAUCUACAACCAUUUCAUAAAGGUAAAUUUAAUUACAGGUAAGCCUCGUGGAAUCCGUACUGCCCGCAAGCACGUGAACCACCGUCGUGAACAAAGAUGGCACGAUAAGGACUACAAGAAAGCCCAUUUGGGAACUCGCUGGAAGGCCAAUCCCUUCGGUGGUGCCUCCCACGCUAAGGGCAUUGUCCUUGAGAAGAUUGGUAUUGAGGCCAAGCAGCCUAACUCUGCCAUCCGUAAGUGCGUCCGAGUCCAGCUUAUCAAGAAUGGCAAGAAGAUCUCUGCUUUUGUCCCCCGGGAUGGUUGCUUGAACUUUAUUGAAGAGAACGAUGAAGUGUUAGUGUCAGGAUUUGGUCGUAAGGGCCAUGCCGUCGGUGAUAUUCCCGGUAUCCGUUUCAAGGUAGUGAAGGUCGCCAACGUUUCCCUGCUUGCUCUGUACAAGGAGAAAAAGGAGAGGCCUCGUUCUUAAAUUAGCCAUUCUCAAAUUAAAGGAAAAAAAUCAAAA
Molecule: messenger RNA, 615 nt
Organism: Penaeus indicus
Lineage: Eukaryota; Metazoa; Arthropoda; Malacostraca; Decapoda; Penaeidae
Gene: RpS23
Product: small ribosomal subunit protein uS12
Exons: 6
Coding region: 1-579 (192 amino acids)
Biological process (GO): translation
Cellular component (GO): cytosolic small ribosomal subunit; ribosome
Molecular function (GO): structural constituent of ribosome
Source: RefSeq, a predicted model, not a curated record